This is a messenger RNA of Erigeron canadensis, 2357 nucleotides long. Its product is annotated as pentatricopeptide repeat-containing protein At1g63330-like. Bases 182 to 2158 code for a protein of 658 amino acids. Gene Ontology annotation, molecular function: protein binding. NCBI's taxonomy places the organism in Eukaryota, Viridiplantae, Streptophyta, Magnoliopsida, Asterales, Asteraceae. The transcript has a single exon. The record is from RefSeq and is a predicted model, not a curated record.
GAUACGUCACCCCACCGCCUCCAUAUAUCCUUUCGAAUCUGAUCCAUGGCAUUUAUGAAGGACUUUCUCUAGAGCAUCAAACUCGGCCAUUUUCAGCUGUGUAGAUGGAGGUCGAGACCACUACUUUGCAGAGAUGGAUGACCACCUAUGGAAAACACUCAUUUCAUUUUCUUGAAAUUGUAUGGUAAAAUGGCUUAACUGGCGAACCCAACAAACCAUUUCUUCCAAGGUCAACUACUUUUCAUUUUCUUUCUUAUUUCUUCAACAUCCACUUAUCAUUUUUAUUCUUCAAAGUUAUUCUGAUCUCGAUCCUCCUUCUAAAUAUAAAAAAGUUACCACUUUGGAAAUGGCGACAUUGGUGAACCGAACAACCUAUUUUUUCAAGUUGAAACCUAGUAUUAAUUUUCUUACUUCUUCAAUUACAUCCGUUUUUCAUUUUCAUUCUUCAAAUCGUUUUGAUGUCGACCCCCCUGCUCCUUCUAAAUACCAAAAAGUUUCAAAUUUGGAAGAUGCCUUGAACCUGUUCGAUGAAAUGUCUCAAAGAAACCCUCUUCCAUCUGUUAUUUAUUUCAAUCAGCUGUUGAAUUCUGUCACCAAAAUGAAACAUUUUUCAAUUUCCAUUCAUCUCUUUAAACGAAUGUGUUCCCUUGGUCUUCCUGUUGAUCACUACACCACCAGUAUUGCCAUCAAGUGUUGUUGUCGUUUGCGUAGAACCAACGACGGUUUUGCACUUUUAGGUCUUUCCUAUAGACGAUAUAUUGUACCAAAUGUCUUCACUUUUAGCACCCUCUUAGACGGGCUCAUCCUAGAAGAUCGUAUUCUUGAGGCUGAGCGAUUCUUCAAAAAGCUCAUCAAACGAAAACUUUGCGAACCUAAUGUUGUUAUGUACUCCACAAUGAUCAAAGGCCUUUGCAAAAUCGGUAAUAAUGCUAUUGCCAUUUCUUUGCUUAGGCUGAUGGAUGAAAGAGGCCGUAAACCUGAUGUUGUCGUAUAUAGCACAAUCAUUGAUAGUCUUUGCAAGGACCAAAUGAUUGAUGACGCCUUCAAACUAUUUAAAGAGAUGGUCUUUCAAAAACGCAUUGCACCUAAUGUCAUCACUUACAGCUCUUUGAUUUCUGGCCUAUCUAAAUUAAAUCAGUGGGAUGAGGUGUAUAAGAUGCUAAAAGAAAUGGAGGAUUAUAGGAUCUCUCCCGAUGUUCAUACUUACAGUAUAUUGGUUGAUGCAUUCGGCAAAGAAGGUCGGGUAAAAGAUGCUGAGACUGUUAUCAACGUCAUGAUUGAGAAAGGCACGCUUCCUAACAUAGUGACUUACAACUCACUUAUCGAUGGUUAUUGUUUGAGAGGUGAAAUGACCAAAGCUAAGACAGUUUUUAAUUCCAUGGUGUCUAAAGGUAUCGUCCCUAAUGUUAUUACUUACAGCAGUUUAUUGAAUGGGUACUGCAAGAAUUCAAAGAUAGAUGAGGCCUUGCAAAUGUUCAGUGAAAUGACUAGGAAGGGUUUGAAACCCAAUACAGUCACUUACAGCACGAUGUUGCAAGGAUUGUUUAGGGCCGGGCAUUGUGGGGUUGCACGUAAACUCUUUGAUGACAUGCGAGAACAAGGCAAUGUUCCAAACGAAUUGACUUAUGGCAUUGUUCUAGAAGGUCUUUGCAACAACCAUCUUGUAGAAGAUGCAAUCUCUUUGUUCAAUCUAAUGGGUAAUAGCAAGCUUAAUUCAAGUAUUGUUGUGUACACUACCCUUAUUGAUGGUGCAAGUAAAUGCCAUAAGUUCGAUAUCGCAAGGGAUCUUUUCCAGGAUCUGUUGGUUAAAGGUUUGCAACCUGAUGUCCGGACAUAUAAUGUGAUGAUAAGUUCUUUGUGUCGUGAAGGUUUAUUGGGCGAUGCAAAGGAGAUGUUUCUCAAAAUGGACCAGAGUGGUUGCUCGCCAAAUAGUGUUACUUACUGUGUUCUUCUCCAAGGAUAUCUAAAGAAUAAGCACUAUGUUGACAUAGAGAUGCUUUUACAGGAAAUGGAUGCAAGGGGUUACUCACUUGAUGUUUCAACAUUAUCCUUGCUAAUUGACUCAAUUGCCGCUGGAUCACUAGGUACCACUCUUUCUGAAUUGAUUAGCAAGCUCGUGCCAAAAGAAUUGAUGGAUUCUUCCAGUUUUGCUACCUAGAUAAAAAUUUAUAAUAGAAACCCAAAAAAAGUGAAUGUGGAUUUGAGUAGUUGAAUGAUGUUUUGUUAGUUAUAUGGAUACUAGCUGUUUGCAUCUUCUAUAAUAUUCCUUUUUGUGAUAUGUUCAUUCAGUUGAUUUUAUUUGCUAUUGUGCUUGUGCGGUUUUCAUAUAUACAAUAUGGAUGUCAUGGCUUAAUCUA